Messenger RNA from Larimichthys crocea (large yellow croaker), 786 nucleotides. Its product is annotated as sulfated surface glycoprotein 185-like. The record is from RefSeq and is a predicted model, not a curated record. The transcript has 2 exons. Lineage: Eukaryota; Metazoa; Chordata; Actinopteri; Sciaenidae. The coding region runs from base 28 to 384 and encodes 118 amino acids.
CACUGGAUCUGUGCCGUGCCAGAAGUGAUGACAUCUCCUCCACAAGCCAGACCCAGCAGUGGCAUAAAGCCAGGGGCUGAAGUCGUAGCAAAGAGAUGCGGACACAGCAAACCAGCGAACAAUAGGCCAUUCAUGAUGCCCUGCAAUGCAAUGAUGAUCCUGCUCUGCCCUCCACCCCUCCCUCCACCCUGCACCAGCCUCCACAGCUGCACAGGAAUGUGGUCCAACAAGUUACCCGCUCCCCUCCGCCUCCUCCCCUCUUCCCAGCCGCCACCACCACCACCACCACCACCACCAUCGCUACCACCGCACACCACCUCACCAGUGCUGCCGCCAUCGCAACCGAAGCCCCUCUCUCCUCAAAUAAAAGGCAAGAAACUAUAGAGGGGGGAAACUCUGCAGACGGAGCACAAAGAGAGGAUUCAUGCUCGGUCACAUACACUCCCAGAGAAAAAAGAGGGGGACCCAUUUAAGUGUGGUGCAGCUGCACUAAUUUACUGAGUGAAAAUGGGUGAAAAAAGGAGUGGCAGAGGUCAGAUAGCAGAAUCAUUUUUUAUUCAUCCCCAUGGACGGCGUGUCACUGCAUCAUCCACGCUCACAAAGCGUGCACGACGGAGAGAAAUGCAGUGAUGAAACACCUGGAGCACCAAAAACACCCAUGACCUGCUCAGAGUCCCAGCACGACCUUUCUCUGUCAUACAUCCACGUGUAAAUACUCCAGACAACAUCUCGUCCUUACGUUACAGAGUCACGAGUUGCUGCGUGAUCCUCGGCUAUCGUCGCUCA